This is a messenger RNA of Ananas comosus (pineapple), 1376 nucleotides long. Its product is annotated as cysteine-rich repeat secretory protein 60-like. Gene Ontology annotation, cellular component: plasmodesma. The record is from RefSeq and is a predicted model, not a curated record. Bases 132 to 1376 code for a protein of 414 amino acids. The transcript has 4 exons. Lineage: Eukaryota; Viridiplantae; Streptophyta; Magnoliopsida; Poales; Bromeliaceae.
ACACACUACAUAUAAGCUAAAAAGUGUACAUCUCCCUUCCACUGUUCCACACCUCCGCUAGUCCCCUCCCUCGUUCGUAUGUGCAACAUCAAAACAAUUAAUCUCAUCCACGAUCGAACAUCGAUCACACCAUGUCCGGCUCCUCUCUCACCUUCCUCCUCUCCUUCUUCACCUUACUCUCCGUCGCCAUCGCCGCCGCCGACAACAACAACACCACCGGCUACAACACCUUCGUAUACAGCGGCUGCUCCACGCAACACUACACAUCAGGCUCAUCAUACGAGAGCUACGUGGACUCGAUCCUCGCGUCGAUCUCCGCCGCCGCUGCGGCGUCCUCCUUCGCAAACUUCACGUCCCCAGGCGCCGUGUCGGGCCUCUACCAAUGCCGCGCCGACCUCCCUGCCUCCGCCUGCGCCUCCUGCGUCCGCUCGGCCCUCUCGCAGCUCGCCUCUCUCUGCCCCUCCGCCGCCGGCGCCGCCGUGCAGCUCCGCGCCUGCUUCCUCCGCUACGGCAACCACUCCUUCCUCGGCAAACCCGACACGUCCCUCCUCUUCAAGAAGUGCGGCGCCGCGAUCGGCGCCGGAAUUGGCGGUGGCGGCGAUGUUGAUGCGGCGUUGGAGGCGGUGACGGAGGGCGGGGGGGAGUACAGGGUGGGCGGGGCGGGGAGGGUGCAGGCUGUAGCGCAGUGCGUCGGCGACCUGAUUGCGGAGGAGUGUGGGGAGUGCGUGAAGGCGGCGGUGGAGCAGCUGGAGAGUGAGUGCGGGGCGGCGGCAGAGGAGGGGGAGGCAUAUCUCGGCAAGUGCUACGUACGGUAUUGGUCCGAUGAAGAAGGAGGCGGUGGUGGCAGCAGUGGCGGUGGCGGUGGCAUUGGAGGCGGAGGCAGUGGCGGUGGCAUUGGUGGCGGUGGCAUUGGAGGUGGAGGCGGUGGCAGUGGCAUUGGAGGCGGAGGCGGUGGUGGUGGCAUUGGUGGUGGUGGCAUUGGCAUUGGUGGCGGUGGCAUUGGAGGCGGUGGCGGUGGCAUUGGUGGCAAUGGCGGCAUUGGCGGUGGCAGUGGCAUUGGGGGCGGAGGCGGUGGUGGUGGCAUUGGUGGUGGUGGCAUUGGCAUUGGUGGCGGUGGCAUUGGAGGCGGUGGCGGUGGCAUUGGUGGCAAUGGCGGCAUUGGCGGUGGCAGUGGCAUUGGGGGNGCGGCGGCGGCGGCGGCAUCGGGGGCGACGGCAUCGGCGGCGGUGGCGGCAUUGGCGGCGGCGGUCAAGACGCAUGGAUAUUCUGGAGAUCAGAGCGAGAAAAUUGCGGCGAUCAUCGUCGGGAUUAUUGUCGGCAUCGCCCUCUUAAUCGGUUUCUUUUCCUUCAUGAGGAGAGCCGGGCGAGGCAAAUAA